This is a messenger RNA of Paramecium tetraurelia, 1539 nucleotides long. RefSeq lists its product as uncharacterized. Gene Ontology annotation, molecular function: protein binding. The record is from RefSeq and is a predicted model, not a curated record. The transcript has a single exon. NCBI's taxonomy places the organism in Eukaryota, Ciliophora, Oligohymenophorea, Peniculida, Parameciidae.
AUGGAUCAAGAUCAUUUUAAUCAUAUUCUAUGCUCAGAGCAUUAGUUGCCAAUUAAUAGAAUAAUAAAAUAGAAAAAAAUAAAUUCUUCAAAAAGAGGUUUAUGUUAUAAAUGUGCAGGCGAAGGAACAUCGUUAUUUUAAAUUUAUCAGAUUUUGGAUACCUUGUAAGUGAUCUUUUUACCCAUUCAUCAAACUUAUUCCAAAUUUAGAAACAGAAUAUAAGUUCUUAAGUCAGAGAUUAAUAAUAUAAUCGACAAAGCUUUAACUUCUAUUGAAGGAACAAUUGAUUAAAGUGAAUUUGAGUUAACCUAAUUAGAGAAAUAUCUUAACUAUCGAAAAAACUAUAAUGAGUUUACAUAAGAUGAUUUAGAGAUUAUAUCAAAUUUUAUUUAUAAUGGUGAACCAGAGGAAAGUCCUCUUGUUAAAGCCACUAAAUUGGCACGCGAUUUCGAAUAAAAUUGGAAAAAUCAAAUGGUUUUACUUUUCGAAAUGAUAAUUAAAUUGAUAAAAGGGACUGGUUUCUCCUCUAACCCUUCUGUAGUUUAACCACCUUUAUAAUAGACAUCAGUGUAAAAAUCAAUAAUAAUUGGAAACAAUAGUUUAUCGUAUGUAAAAAAAAAUGAAUUUAAAACCAGUUUAGUAUCUGCUGCAAUUUUCAAUUAAAAUGGGAAUACUCUAAUUUAAGGAUAAUAUCCAUACAACUGUUCGAAUUUGGAAAUCAAAUCAAUAGAGUAAAAUUUUGAGAUUAAAAGUCAAUAAGUUUAACAAGAAAUAGAUGAAAAUUCUUAAGAAUAAGCUACUGCAUUAGCAUUCAAUGAAUCAAAUAGCUUACUAUUUGUCGGAUAUGAAAAUGGGAACAUAUCGACUUAUUAAUAUACCAAAAACAUUUGGAAUAAAAAGGAUCACUGCAACGCACACUAUGGUAGGAUCAAUUUUUUGAUUGUAAAUUAAAUUCACACAUAGAUAAUUUCAGUAGGGGGAUAUGAUAGUAUUAAAUGCUUUCAGUAUUAAGACGGAAUAAUGCCAUCACGUAAAGAAAUAGAUUCAAUUCAUAAAAUAAUUGAUAUAUAAAUAAAUAAAGAAUGCGAUUAAUUGUAUGUUAUUGGAGAUGGCAAGUUACAUAUUUUAAGUAAUUCCAAAGACUUUUUUUCUUAAUUAUAAUAGAUAUCUUUAGAAAAUUAGUAAGCAACUUGUAUAACUACGGCGAACAAGUAAAUUUAUAUCGGAUCAAAUGUCGGAAAUAUAUAUAUCUAUGAACAGAAAAACAGACAUAUUUUUGAGUAAGUUUGUACAAGUAAUUUAAUAAAAAAAUCUUUGCUAUAAAUUAAGUAUUAUGAAGAGAACAAAUUAUUAAUUGUUCUUUUAGAUAAAUAAGUGAGAAUCCAUUAAAAAGGUUCAAAUAAUUAAUUUGUUUAAAUACAAGAAAUUACUGGAGAAUAUUCUAUGAUUUGCUUCUAAAACAAUUAGAAAUCUUCCCAAAUUAUCUUGUAUUGCUAAGAUCAAUAUAUGGGAAUCCAUUACAUAAUGCAAAGAAAAUGA